UAUGAACAAAGCAAUUUUCCUCUGGAAUUAGUGUUUUCUCUUACCUUUUCUACUGUUUUCCCAAUAACCUCUCUUGUGUGUUGGGUUACGGUUCAGGAUCAGGGGUCUACUUGAUUCUCUUUCUUUCUCUUGUUGUAAAUAAGUGAAAAUUACCUGCCCCAAUGACGGGAGGAGCGGCGCGGCUGCAACCACUGCUGACGACGGCGGUGACGCCAUGCACGACAACGGAGCACCGUUUGGAAGCUAAAAGCGGAAGUACCAAUGGGAGAUGGAGCCGCAUGGGUGAGACGGCGGGUGAGUGCGCGGCGGUGUGCUGCUGCUGUCCAUGCGGAAUGGUGGACCUCCUGAUCCUCGCCGUAUAUCGCCUCCCCGCCGGACUGUGGAGGAAGAAGAAGAGAGAAAGGCUGCUCAGAAAGAAGAGCAAAUUUUUGUCGCAUGAAAAGGAGAAUCAGCGGAAAACGAAUUCCUUCAGAUUAUUCUAUAUGAAUUACGAUGUCGAGGAGGAGGAGGAGGAGGACGAGGAGAAGGAGGAGGAGGAGGAGGACGAGGAGAAGGAGGAGGAGGAGGAGGACGAGGACGAGGACGAGGACGAGGAGAAGGAGGCAGUCUGCGGUGACGAUUGCAGGCGUGAAAACGACGCCGUUGACUGGGACUAUGAGAUGUGGGACCGGUUCUACUGGACCGGGUUCUGGAGGAGCGAUUCUCAAAAGGGUGGUGAUCAAUGAUGAAUCAGAUAUUUUUUCCACUGUACAUAGAGAUUUUCUACUUCCGAUUUAGGGUUUUAGAAUUGAUUUCUUGAAAUCUUUUCUCACUUUUUCCUAUUUUUAAGCCUAAAAUCAAUCAAAUUCAACUGUUCUGCUCU
Molecule: messenger RNA, 862 nt
Organism: Sesamum indicum (sesame)
Lineage: Eukaryota; Viridiplantae; Streptophyta; Magnoliopsida; Lamiales; Pedaliaceae
Source: RefSeq, a predicted model, not a curated record